UCCAGCCAUGUCAGCUAGAUCCCAUGGUUCUCCCCGCUUCUUACCAAAGGACUCAGAGAGGAAAUUAACAGUCCAGAGUCACAGCAAGUAGGGGCCAACCUUGGGCUCAGGCCCAGGCAGGUCUUAUUCUUUUGGUCCAUAUAACCCCCUCCUUGUUUCAUUCAUUUAUUCUCAUUUAUCCCCUAGUCAGUGCCUUCUGUACCUCGGCAAUCAUUCUUAUAUACAGCAUCCUUUUGUUUGCAGGUGUUUAAAAUAUAUCAUUUUGUGCAUGUGUGGACUGUUUUAUUUCUUACUUUUUUCAUCCAGCAUUGUGUUUUUAAGAUCCACCCACACGAAUUCCCUGGUGGCCCGGUGGUUAGGGCUUGGCGCUUUCACUGACGAGGGUGCAGGUUCAGUCCCUGGCUGGGGAGCUAAGAUUCAAAAAAAAAAAAAAAAAAAAAUCCACCCACAAUGCACUGUAUACACCUUCUUUCCCACCAGAUCAGAUCGGGGGCCAGAAAGGUCCGAUCCUCCCUGCGUGGGCUCCCUCCAGUCACCACAGCCCUGCAACUGCCCCUUCCUUCUCCCUGAGAUGACGCGGCACGGCAAGAACUGCACGGCGGGGGCCGUCUACACCUACCAUGAGAAGAAGAAGGACACAGCGGCCUCAGGCUACGGCACCCAGAACAUUCGACUGAGCCGGGAUGCUGUCAAGGACUUUGACUGCUGCUGCCUCUCUCUGCAACCCUGCCAUGACCCCGUGGUCACCCCCGAUGGCUACCUAUAUGAACGGGAGGCAAUCCUAGAGUACAUCUUGCACCAGAAGAAGGAGAUCGCCCGGCAGAGGAAGGCCUAUGAGAAGCAGCGGGGCGCCCGGCGGGAGGAGCAGAAGGAGCUGCAGCGCGCGGCUGCGCAGGACCAGGUGCGGGGCUUCCUGGAGAAGGAGGCGGCCAUCGUGAGCCGGCCCCUCAACCCCUUCACGCCCAAGGCCGCGUCGGGAAAUGGCCCAGAUGAUGCCCAGCCUGGGUCCAGUGCGGGCUCCGCAGGCAAGGACAGGGACAAAGCACUGCCCAGCUUCUGGAUCCCAUCGCUGACCCCCGAGGCCAAGGCCGCCAAGCUGGAGAAGCCGUCACGCCUCGUGACCUGCCCCAUGUCUGGGAAGCCGCUGCGCAUGUCCGACCUGACGCCCGUGCGCUUCACGCCGCUCGACAGCUCCGUGGACCGCGUGGGGCUCAUCACACGCAGCGAGCGCUACGUGUGCGCCGUGACCCGCGACAGCCUGAGCAACGCCACUCCCUGCGCCGUGCUGCGGCCCUCUGGGGCCGUGGUCACCCUGGAGUGCGUGGAGAAGCUGAUUCGCAAGGACAUGGUGGACCCCGUGACCGGAGAGAAGCUCACGGACCGCGACAUCAUCGUGCUGCAGCGGGGCGGCACGGGCUUCGCGGGCUCUGGAGUGAAGCUGCAGGCCGAGAAGUCCCGGCCGGUGAUGCAGGCCUGAGCGCCGGGAAACCAAAUAAACGAGCUUGGAUGC
Hippopotamus amphibius kiboko is the source of this 1510-nucleotide messenger RNA. RefSeq names its product nitric oxide synthase interacting protein (gene NOSIP). Gene Ontology annotation, molecular function: ubiquitin protein ligase activity. The transcript has 9 exons. The record is from RefSeq and is a predicted model, not a curated record. Gene Ontology annotation, cellular component: nucleus. Lineage: Eukaryota; Metazoa; Chordata; Mammalia; Artiodactyla; Hippopotamidae. The coding region runs from base 269 to 1477 and encodes 402 amino acids.